GAUUCAGCAUAACUCAUGCUUCCAUUCAGUUCAUUCAUCGCCGUAAUGCAUGUGCUUUCAUUGCAGAUUAAGGACGUAGAAGUCCUCAACUGUGAAUAUGGCAAGAACACAAUUAGGUUCCUUCGUGUUAAAAGAGAAGGGAAGAAGCACUUUGUUAAAGAAGUGGAAGUGUGCACACAUCUCCGGCUGAGUACUGCCCAGGAGUACCUGGAGGGAGACAACUCUGCUGUGAUACCCACGGACACCAUAAAGAAUAUCGUCCUUGUGUUAGCCAAAAAAAAAGGGAUCCAAACUUUAGAACAAUUUGCUGUUGAUAUCUGCACACACUUCAUGACAACAUUUUGCCAAGUGGUAUAUGUCAAAACCUAUGUUCAAGAAGUACCAUGGCAACGGCUACACGAGAAUGGCGUUCCCCAUAUCCAUGCAUUUAUAUUUGUUCCUGAUGGGAUUCGCUUUUGUGAAGCCGAGCAGUGUAGAACAGGCCCUCUGGUUGUUUUUGCUGGAAUUAAAGAUCUGAAAAUUAUGAAGACAACACAGUCUGGAUUCGAAGGCUUCUAUAAGAAUGAAUACACCACACUUCCUGAAAGGAAGGACAGGAUUUUAUGUGCAGAGCUCUUCUGCAAAUGGUCAUAUGGCGAAUGCAGAGAUUUUGACUUUGAUUGCAUAUGGAACAAAGUCCGGGAGUGUGUCCUUGAGGCCUUCUCUGGGCCACCUGACUGUGGGGAGUAUUCGCCCUCUUACCAGAAGACUGUCAACUGUAUCCAGAUGCUCAUCCUUUCUAAAGUGUCACAGGUACAGGUCAUUGAAGUCAUCUUGAACAACAUUUUUUACAAUGUUGUAGACAUGAAGAAUCUAGGCUUGACCAAUGACAAAGAAGUUCUAGUUCCAGUGGAAACUCCCUAUGGCUCCUGCACUUGCACACUUGGCAGAAAGAAGUUCUUGGAAGCACAAGGUCAAGUGCUAAAAGAUGAGAAGUAAAGUCAGUUUGGAGUGGCAGCUGCCCAGGGAACAAACUAAACUUGGCUCCAC
This is a messenger RNA of Struthio camelus australis, 1029 nucleotides long. The record is from RefSeq and is a predicted model, not a curated record. Lineage: Eukaryota; Metazoa; Chordata; Aves; Struthioniformes; Struthionidae.